Messenger RNA from Trypanosoma brucei brucei TREU927, 2175 nucleotides. RefSeq lists its product as hypothetical. The transcript has a single exon. The record is from RefSeq and is a predicted model, not a curated record. Gene Ontology annotation, biological process: mitotic spindle organization; mitotic cytokinesis; cilium-dependent cell motility. Gene Ontology annotation, cellular component: axoneme; mitotic spindle. Gene Ontology annotation, molecular function: calcium ion binding; alpha-tubulin binding. NCBI's taxonomy places the organism in Eukaryota, Euglenozoa, Kinetoplastea, Trypanosomatida, Trypanosomatidae. Bases 1 to 2175 code for a protein of 724 amino acids.
AUGACGGACCGGACCAUUUAUGAUGCACUCCCCAAGCUUCCGGGGUUUAGUUUCCCUGAGCUUAACCCACCCCCAACUAAUGGGAUCCCGCAGUUAUGCACCAUACGAAAAGGCAUAAGAACAGUUUUCGACCCCAGUGGGUCCAGCAAAAGGAGCGAGAAGCAGGGAGGUGAUGGUUGCGGUGGGCUUCAGCCCGCGCAGAUAUUUGCCAAGUUUCCGGAUUGGAAGUCACUGGACGAUAAGGCUCUACGUUUCUUUGGAUAUUACGUGGAGCGUGUGGACGAGAGCUCGAUAGAGAAAAUGCGCGUGCGAAAGGUCAAGAUGUAUCUCCAUCUCUCGGAUGGGUCCAUCAGUGUAUAUGAAACACCGGCCGUUGUGAACAGCGGCCUCCGUCGCGGACUGACAGUCUCUCGUACCAUAAUUGAUGGUGUCGGUGUUCGUUCCCUGUUCGUAGGCUCUGUGGUCAACAUACGAGGUUUGCAAUAUCACAUCGUGGACUGCGACGGCGCCACACGUGAAUUCUGCGAGGCGAUGGGCAUACCGCAGGCGGAGCCCCUUGACUAUCCGAGUGACACCUUCGAGCAGAGUGUUUUGGUGCAAAGGAACCCUAAGGAUGAGCUGCAUGUGGACCUACGGCACAAUGUGGAAGUCAUGGCUGCCACCGCGGCGGGAACUCACGUAUCACUCCUUACACCGGAGGAGCGGGAGACCGCUCGAAACUUCUUUGAACACGACCGGGAAGUGUUGCGCUUUGCUGCAACUUGGGAGCAGAGGGCUUUCAAACUUCUGUACUAUAUCGCGGAUAAGACCAUGUCUGUCAUGGUGGAGAGUGUCCGCAACGACGGUCGUGACCCGAACCCUGUGUUCAUUCGCCGCACAAAAAUACCCAAGUACCCCGUUACUAGAGUAAAGGAGACAGAGACACUGAACGUCCCGCUCACACGACCAGUUGAGUACAUUACGGAAGAUGAUUUGCAAACAGGACAGACGAUCAACUUAAUGACUAGAGAGUUUUAUAUAUAUGAUUGCGAUAAGUUCACGCGAGAUUACUACGCAGCAAAAGGUGUUGGUCAGCCAUCCUUUCCAAAGCCCAAAACGGAGUCGGACAGCCUUAUGCCCACCGUCAAACCGUCGAAGCAGCCAACAAAACCAACAGCACGGAAAGAAGCGCGUGGAGUCUCCACCAUGACCUUUGAAGAUACAGUGGUAGAAAAAGAUCGUCUCAAACUCAUUCAUUACUGCAACGACGUGUUUCGCUUCGCGGCUCGCCUUGUCAGCGAUCGUUACGAAGACGAAGGUCGAAAGUUUCUCUUUUGCUAUUACCUGGCAGAUGACACUGUGGGGAUGUAUGAAAUCCCUGUUCACAACAGCGGCCACCUCGGCGGCAAGUGCUUUGCCCGUUCCCCCGUCGCUGAAAUCCCCGAGCCCAGCAAGUUAUAUGUGGGUGCGAAGGUCAAACUGGCGGGUGCGGAAUACGAGUUGAUCGAUAUGGAUGAGCGCACAAAGCGCUACAUUGAAAUGGGCUUCCCUCACAUGGAUGAAUCGUACUUUUCCACACAGGAACUUAUUGGGCACGUGAAGAACGUCAUCUUUCAGCGGUUCUCGAACGUCACUGACGCCUUUCGCCACUUCAAAUCGAGGGAAGAAGGACUAACUGGUGAGGAUCUUAAACGGUUGUUUUUAGAGUGCGGCAGACGGUUGGAUGCCGCCGAGUUCGACCGCGUGAUGGCGAGUGUGGAUAAGGAUAAUGAUCAAAUAAUUUCCAUGACAGAGUUUUGUGAGAAUCUCCUCUGCCAGCAGUUCCUCUCGGACUUCUCCCAAACUAAAGAUAACGGUCUCCCCAACGUUAGUGGGCCCCUUCGAUCGCAACAAGACCUUGAAGCGUACAAGAAUCGGGAGAAGGAAGCGCAUGAGGCACUGAGGAACCUCAUCUCGUGCGUCGAGGCACGUCGAACACUUCUCAUCCGCGCAUUUCAGCAAGAAGCAAACGCCAGUUAUGAUGGCAACCUUGCCAUGGAAGAUUUCAAAAGGGCUCUGACUGAACGAAUGGGGUUGACGUUCACCGAUAAGCAGAUGGAUUCACUUAUCUUUAAGUUCUACAGUGUCCCGGGGACCACGGAUUGGUCGCGUCGGCGGCUUCCACUGAAAGAAAUAAAACGGCUCAUUAUGUUUUAA